UUGAGUCAACCAACAGAGGGUUCUUCGAUGACAGAGAUAAUCGCCAAAUUUUGAGUGUGUAAGCGGAGAGGAAAUUAUCGGCGAAAUCAAUGGCAAUUCUGUAUGCGCUUGUAGCGAGGGGCACGACGGUGCUGGCGGAGUUCAGCGCCGUAUCUGGUAACACCGGAGCAGUUGCUCGCCGGAUUCUUGAGAAGUUGCCGGCGGAGGUUGAAUCUAGACUAUGUUUUUCUCAGGAUCGUUACAUCUUCCAUAUACUCAGAUCUGACUCGUUCAUCUUCCUCUGUAUGGCUAACGAUACCUUUGGAAGAAGAAUCCCAUUUUCAUACUUAGAAGACAUUCAAAUGAGGUUCUUGAAAAACUAUGGGAAAGUAGCACCAUAUGCUCCUGCAUAUGCCAUGAACGAUGAAUUUUCAAGGGUUUUACAUCAACAAAUGGAGUUUUUCUCAAGUAAUCCAAGUGCAGAUACACUCACCCGUGUUAGAAGUGAAGUUGGUGAGGUACGCACGAUUAUGGUGGAUAACAUUGAGAAGAUAUUAGAGAGAGGUGAUAGAAUCGAGCUUCUUGUUGAUAAAACUGCAACAAUGCAAGAUAGUGCCUUUCAUUUCAAGAAACAAUCAAAGAGACUUCGUAGAGCUCUUUGGAUGAAAAAUUUCAAACUACUGGCUUUAUUGACAGGGUUGAUAUUUCUAUUAUUGUAUAUAAUAGUUGCAGCUUGUUGUGGAGGUCUUACUUUGCCUUCAUGCAGAUCUUAACUUGUUUGUCUUGAGGUAUGUGAUAGAUUACUCUUCAUUGGUUUAUUGUUUGUUAUGUGAGUUGGGGGGUGGGGUGGGGUGGGGGUGGGGGUGGGGGUGGGGUGGGUAAAGCUUUUGCUUUGUUCAGGUUGUGUAUUUGACACUAAAAGCACUUGUUAUUUCCUGUGUAAAUUAUAUAAAUAUACUUGUAGUUUUUUGCGUCUUAAAUUUGAUAUUGUAGUUUGUUUGGGCGGAAUUGGAAUUCAAUUCCAUUCCAGUGUGGUGUUUGGUUGCAAAUUCACACGGAGUUGAAUUCCGUUGGAGUUCAGCUAAUCUCAUUGGUGAAGGAAUUCAAGUUUUGGAUUCCUUUGGUAAAGUCAUGGGGUUUUUAUUUGAA
Lactuca sativa (garden lettuce) is the source of this 1128-nucleotide messenger RNA. Its product is annotated as vesicle-associated membrane protein 714. Gene Ontology annotation, biological process: vesicle-mediated transport. Gene Ontology annotation, cellular component: membrane. The record is from RefSeq and is a predicted model, not a curated record. NCBI's taxonomy places the organism in Eukaryota, Viridiplantae, Streptophyta, Magnoliopsida, Asterales, Asteraceae.